AUGUUUAAUAAUAUAAUAGGGAAAUAUUUUAAAGAAAAAGGAGAAGAAAAUGUUUUUAAUAUUCAAAUAGGAGAAGAAGCAAUAAAAAAUGGUGGUUUAAUUUCUAUUCCUGAUGUCUCUAAUCUUGUUGGACUUCAAUUAAAUAGAUGUUCACAAUACGUUGAUCCCAUUAAACCAUAUACAUAUGGUGUUUGGUUUAAACUUACAUCAACUAUAAAUACUUUUGUUUCUAUUGAAGUAGAUAAAAGAUAUUCUCAUCAGGAACUUGAACUUGCAAGAAUUCAAAAACAAGAAAUAGGAACUAAACUUGCAAUGGUUAUAGAACAAGAUUGUCAAGAAAAUUUGGGAUAUUCUUCUUCAUUAAUUUGUCUUUAUAAAAAUGGUGGACAUUCUAAAUAUGUAAAUUCUCCUAGAAUUGUUACUUUAUUAGAAACUGGUUCAACUCAAUAUCUCUUUAUUCAUUCAAAAUUUGCUUCAUUUCAAAUUCCAGAGUUUAAAUUAUAUGUUAAUAAAAUUACUCAUGCAUGUUCUUCAAGUUAUUAUAAUAUUGACUGGAAUGUAUUGUCUAGUUCUAAUUAUUCAAGUACAUUUAAUUUAGAAUAUACUAUUAAUUCACGUUCUAUAUGUUCUAAAGAUAUCGUGAAAGGACUUUGGUUUAAGUUAAUUGGAGCAGAUCAAAAUAUACAAAUUUCUACAUGUAAUUCACCAUCAGAAUAUGAUAUAAGUCUUGAUCUUUUAGCUGUUAAAUUAAGUGAUUAUGGAUUAAAUGAAAAUUCAGAAGAUAUUUCAAUGAUUAAUUGUGAUGAUGAUACAAAAACUAAAUGCAUUCGUUCAAGGACAGAUGGGUGUGGAGAAAAUUCAAAAUUAUCAAGGAUGGUAGUUUCAUUACAAACAGGAUAUUUGUAUUUUUUGUUUGUUGGAGUAAAUGAAGAAUAUUCAGCUCAAGUCAAAGUUGAUAUAAAUACUGUUUGUACUAAUAAUUGUGGUAAUAAUGGAUUAUGUUCUUCUCAUACUGGUAAAUGUGAAUGUAAUGAUGGAUAUGUUCUUAAAGAUGAAACAUGUUCAUUAUGUGGGAAUGGAAAAUUAGAUGAAGGAGAAGAAUGUGAUUUAUCUGUUGAAGGAUAUGAUGAUAGUAAAUGUUCAAUUAAUUGUAAUUGUAUGUAUGGAUUUGAACCAAAAAAUAUUAAUGGAGUUCUUAAGUGUGCAGUUUCAACAUGUGAUAAUGGAAAAGUUGAUGAUUUUGAAGAAUGUGAUGGAGGAUAUGGAUGUGAUCAUUGUGUUUGUGUCAAUGGAACAAAGAAAUAUGCAAAAGCAAGAAAUGAUUGUAUGUUAUCUACAUGUGGAAAUAGAAAAUGGGAUGAAGGAGAAGAAUGUGAUGGAGGAGAUGGAUGUAUUGAAUGUGAAUGUCAGCCAGGAUGGUAUUCACAAAAUAAAGCAGAUUGUAGUUCUAUGUCCAAAGGAUUAACAAAUUUUUUAUUUUGGGGAAUAGGAAGUAUAAUAUAUAUACUAUUUUAUAUUUUAUUAUUAUUAUUAAUAUUAUUUAUUUAUUAUCAUCUUAUUAAACAAAUUAAACAAGAAAUUAAUGAUGAAAAACUUAUCAUCUUUGAAAAUACAAUCAUUCCAUUUGAUAAAACAAACUCUCAAUACAUUGAUUUAAAACAACAAAAUCCUUAUUUUUCUUUCUCUUCUAAUGUUAUUGAAUUCCCUGAUUUAAGACCUGAAAUUAAUGAGCCUAUUGACACAACAAUUAUUUUAACUAAUAAUUGGAAAUAUCCAAUGCAUUUUACAUUCCAUUCUGGUGAUUAUACAAAAUAUGAAAUUAUGUGUAAACCAUUUACUGGUACUAUUAGACCAGGUGAUUUUGCUGAAUUGACUAUUACUUUUAUGGCUAAAUGUACUACAUUAUUAAAUGAAAAAGUACCAAUUACAAUACGUUAUGGUCAACUAGGAAAUAUUUUAAAAGAUAUUAAAAAAGAAAAUCCUGAUUUAAUUGCUCAAAGUUCUCAAUCAAGUCAAAAUAGUGAAAUGGAUAAUCUAAAUUAA
Entamoeba nuttalli P19 is the source of this 2043-nucleotide messenger RNA. Its product is annotated as protein tyrosine kinase domain containing protein. NCBI's taxonomy places the organism in Eukaryota, Evosea, Mastigamoebida, Endamoebidae. Bases 1 to 2043 code for a protein of 680 amino acids. The transcript is spliced from 2 exons. The record is from RefSeq and is a predicted model, not a curated record.